This is a messenger RNA of Oppiella nova, 809 nucleotides long. NCBI's taxonomy places the organism in Eukaryota, Metazoa, Arthropoda, Arachnida, Sarcoptiformes, Oppiidae. The record is from the annotation of a GenBank genome assembly.
AAUGCUUUUUCCCAUUAAAAGGUGGUCCAGGAGUACGAAAGGGCUGUUAUAUUCCGAUUGGGACGGCUAUUGAAAGGCGGCGCUAAAGGGCCUGGAUUAUUUUUCAUAAUACCCUGUAUUGACAACUAUCGAUGCGUUGAUCUCAGAACCGUCUCAUUCAAUGUUCCGCCACAAGAGAUCCUAUCGAAAGACUCGGUGACCGUCAAAGUGGAUGCCGUUGUCUACUAUCGCAUCUCCAACGCGACGGUCGCCGUCUGUAACGUCGAGGACUACUCCAUAUCCACGCGUCUGUUGGCCGCCACCUCUUUGCGCAACAUUUUGGGCACAAAGAACUUGUCGGACAUACUGGCGGACAGGGAGUCCAUAUCGCAUACACUGCAGUCCACCCUCGACGAGGCCACCAACCCGUGGGGCGUCAAAGUCGAAAGGGUCGAGAUCAAAGACGUCGGACUUCCCGUACAGUUGCAGAGGGCUAUGGCGGCUGAGGCCGAGGCGACCCGGGAUGCGAGGGCUAAGGUGAUCGCAGCCGAAGGCGAACAAAAGGCUUCGCGAGCCCUGAAAGAGGCGGCGGAAGUGAUCAGCGAAUCUCCGGCCGCUUUACAGCUCCGGUAUCUCCAGACACUCAACUCGAUCGCCGCCGAGAAGAACUCGACGAUUGUCUUUCCGAUACCAAUGGAGCUGUUCCGUGGUUUCAUACAAACCGGGCCCACACACACACCACCCGCCCCUCCAGUCUAACGCUACCCAAAUCGAGUCAAUCCAAAUAUAUUUGCUUUUUAUAUAACUUACAGUUAUAUUUAACAAUGACA